CACUCCUGUAAUAACUAGAUAUCCCUAUCAUAAACGUAAUUCCAUGUACGUCGGCACAAUACUCUGUUGGGUGUCUCUCUUCGCUGCUAGCUACACCACUAAGGUCAUACAACUAGUUGCAUUACAAGGAGCCUUGUAUGCUAUCGGAGGAUCAUUGCUCUACAUUCCCUGCAUGUCUUAUCUAUCCGAAUGGUUCAAUCGCAAGCGUGGAUUUGCUAAUGGCGCAGUCUUCGCCGGAACAGCAGUGGGAGGCAUCCUCCUCCCCCUCAUUUUACCCUCGUUAUUAUCCUCACAUGGUCCUCCCAAAACAUUGCGAAUUCUAUCCAUUGCAACAGUUCUUCUUAUUGUACCCCUGCUUCCUCUAAUCAAAGGCCGUUUGCCUGAAUCUCGCAUACGAGCCAUGGGACCAACCCCACGGGGUCGAGGGAACUCAGAGUGGACAAGAAGUAUGUCAUUUUGGGUUUUAGUGGUUGCCAAUACUUUCCAGGGAUUUGGAUAUUUUGUGCCGAUUGUUUGGCUUCCUACAUUUGCCAGUGAUCUGAACCUCAGCAACUCGAUUGCAUCAAUCGCUCUGGCGCUACUCAACUGCGGCUCUUUAAUAGGUCGACUAGCAACAGGUUACCUCUCCGAUAAAAUCAAUCCCUGGCUCUUGGGACUCUCAACAUUAGCCUCCACAUCUGCAGUAACAUUUAUACUUUGGGGUGUUUUAUCAUAUAAUCUCGCUGGAUUGCUAUCGUUCAGUUUAGCUUACGGGAUCGUUGCUGGAGGCUGGUCGAGCACAUGGAACGGGUUUAUUAAGCCUUUGAGCGUCAAUGAUCCGAAUCUCUCCACCACUCUUUUUGGAGUCCUACUCUUCUCUCGUGGUAUAGGGAAUAUAUUCUCUACACCCAUUUCUUCUGCGUUGACAAGCUUGGAUUCUAACUCUACAACUUCAUUUUUCACGCAUGCUUUUGAUCACUCUGAACACCUUGGUUUCGACGUUGGCGGGGGGAAGUUUGAGAAAAUGAUUGUGUAUGUAGGAAUGUGUUUCGCGGGCGCUGCCUUGAUCGCGUUGGUGGGUUGGGGAAUGGAUGCAGCGAGGCGACAUAGGUCAUCUGAAAGGCAAGCGGGUCAGGAGUAGCUAAGCUGAAUGUCACGCUAAGAAAUUGGUAUAAUAGACCGUUGCUCAAGCACUGCCAACUGCGCGAUUGUAAUUUGUGUAUCACUUCGAUAACCAGAUAACCAGAAAUUUUGUUCUCAUUGCUCAUCGAUAGAGCUUACGCAACCGGCGAGAGAUCACGUACA
Lentinula edodes (shiitake mushroom) is the source of this 1284-nucleotide messenger RNA. RefSeq names its product major facilitator superfamily domain-containing protein. Gene Ontology annotation, biological process: transmembrane transport. Lineage: Eukaryota; Fungi; Basidiomycota; Agaricomycetes; Agaricales; Omphalotaceae. Bases 44 to 1120 code for a protein of 358 amino acids. The record is from RefSeq and is a predicted model, not a curated record. Gene Ontology annotation, molecular function: transmembrane transporter activity. Gene Ontology annotation, cellular component: fungal-type vacuole membrane. The transcript has 6 exons.